Molecule: messenger RNA, 606 nt
Organism: Gamsiella multidivaricata
Lineage: Eukaryota; Fungi; Mortierellomycota; Mortierellomycetes; Mortierellales; Mortierellaceae
Exons: 3
Biological process (GO): translation
Cellular component (GO): ribosome
Molecular function (GO): structural constituent of ribosome
Source: RefSeq, a predicted model, not a curated record
CAGGUCCGCAAGAACAAUCUUUUGAAGCAGGAGAGGAAGCGUCAGGAGUUCGAGAAUUCGACGCCAGACUAUAUCAUUGGCAAGGAAACCGACUUUACACGCAGUCUCAUCAAGCCGCAGAAUCCAUCGGGAUACCAACACUUUUUGAAUGAGCAGGAGGCAGAUCUGAUCUUUGAGAGGGUCCCUCAGGCUCAGGUCCAGGAGCUGAUGAAUCGAUCCUCAUUGGUGAACGAGCGGGUCCAGCUCCCGAUCGAGAGACAAAAGGCAGAGUUGAUCCGUCGUAUCUCAGCACUGGAGAACGGGAACGCAAAGCAGGUGGCGCUGGAGAACGUCAGGAGGGCUAGGGAGGCAUUUCAGCGUGCUGAGGGUGACACUGGCAGCCCCGAGGUUCAAGCUGCUGUCAUGACAGUCAGGAUCCAGAACUUGAACAACCACGUUAUCAACAACAAGAAGGACAAGCAUAACUACCGCCGUCUGCGCAUGUUAAUUCACCAGCGUCAGACCGUUCUCAAAUACCUCAAGAAGACCGAUCCAGAACGCUACCAUGCUUGCCUUGAUCGUUUGGGUCUCGAACCUCGCGCCAUUGAAGACGAAAUUGUUGUUUAA